Rubroshorea leprosula is the source of this 1215-nucleotide messenger RNA. The record is from the annotation of a GenBank genome assembly. NCBI's taxonomy places the organism in Eukaryota, Viridiplantae, Streptophyta, Magnoliopsida, Malvales, Dipterocarpaceae.
CUCAGAUCAAAGCAGAGCUUGAUUACAGGGAGCGGGGGCGCCACUCGAUGAUCUGGAAAUGGGAUUUGGGGCUUUAAGAACUGUUGUUCGAUCGUUAUCUCGCACCGUACUGUCUCGCACCUCCGCCACGUGUUCGGCGACAUCGUUUCUCUCCUCUACUCCGUUUCCGACAUCUAAUUUCCGCUCCGCUUUUGCUCCGGCGGCUCAUGGACAAUCUCCAUUGAUCCCGGUAUGUUCUCCUUUUCACAGCUUAACGGAUACUCGUUACCCGAAGAGAAGACCCCAAGACAAGCCGCGUCGAAAGCGAACUAGCUUGAGACCUCCAGGGCCAUAUGCUUGGGUACAGUAUGUACCGGGGCAGCCAAUUCUUCCCAACAAUCCUAAUGAAGGGAGUGUCAAGAGAAGGAAGGAGAAAAAGCGCAUGAGGCAACAUCGGGCGUUUGUAUUGGUUUGUAUUGGUUUGCCAUGUUCUUUGUUUGAGUGCAAACUAUUUGCUUAUGCUAUUUGUUUGUUUGGGUAUUUAACCAAGUCAACUGUGAUAAAUGGACUAAUGUGCAACCAUUUGCUCUUGUUCUUCAUUCUUUGAUUAAGUGCGAUGUGGGGCUUUAAUUUGAUUGGUAUAUACUCGGAAUUGAAUGCGCUAUUGACUUAUCCCCUUUGACAUUACAUUUUUACUUUCAUUGGGCCAAUUUGUGUUUGUAUGAUCGUAUCCUAAAUUGCUGACCUUCAGUUCUGAGAUAAGAUGGUAUUGUUUUGUUCUUUGGACAAUGCUUAUGUUAUGUCUCAAAUGGAAUAAAUUUUGGUGUACAGGGAGAGGCAAAGAAGAGGAAGGCUCUGGUGCAGGAGGCUAAGAGGAAGAAGAAGAUUAAACAAGUAGAGCGUAAGAUGGCUGCAGUGGCAAGGGAAAGAGCAUGGGCUGAGAGACUGGCAGAGCUGCAAAGCCUCGAGGAAGAGAAGGAAAAAACCAUGGCUUGAGUUAUUACUCUCUAGGACUUCAUAUUGUGAAGUUCUGAUGGUAGUGGUAUGCUGAUUUUGCAACACCCAACCUAAUUGCUAUAACUUCCUUGUAUGUUUUUCCUCCAAGGUUGGUUAUUGCUUUGCUUCAGUGCUGACAUUUUUGAUAUUAGGGUGUACUUGUUUUGCACUUGUCAAAUUGUAGACUGGGAAUUGUAUUUUGCAUACAGAAUUCAUCAACCAUAAGUUGCAAUUCUGUUA